AUGGUCCAAUUGGGUUCAGUUGCAGGUGCGAUCAUUGCUAUGAAAUCAGUUGAUUUCUUUGGAAGACUUAGAGCAUUACAAGUUGUGUGUAUUAUUUGGUUGAUUGGUGUUUCAAUUCAAGUUUCUUCCCAUUCAGUUGGCCAAUUAUUUGCUGGUAGAUUUAUUGAAGGGCUAGCUAUUGGACAGACCACUUCUAUUGGCCCUGUUUACAUGUCCGAGGUUGCUCCAAGUCCUAUUCGUGGCAUGGCUAACUGUAUUUUUGCUGGUGCUGUGUAUUUAGGUAUUAUGUUGGGAUACUUUUCAAACUACGGCUCAGCAUUACAUAUCCCAGCAAUGUUGAGUGAUGGGUCAGUCAAUGAUACUCAAUGGAGGGUGACCUUUUGUUCAAAAUUUAUCAUGGCUGGUUUUAUCUUUAUUACUUCAUUCUUUUGGUGUGUUGAAAGUCCUCGUUGGUUAUUGAAACAUGACAAGUCACAAGAAGCUAUUGAUAAAUUAAGCAAAUUAAGAAACUUACCAACCGACCAUCCAUACAUUGUUGCUGAGAUUAGUGACAUCAAUGAACAAGUUAUGGCUGAGAAGGAAGCAGCAAGAAGCUCUUCAUUAAUCAGUAACUUCAAACAAAUUUUUACUGUAAAGAGCAUUGCUUACAGAUUGAUUAUCAUUGGUGGUGGAAGUCAAGUCCUAGGCCAAUGGAGUGGUGCAAAUGCCGUCACUAUAUAUGCUUCGGAAUUGUUUUCGCUUGUGGGAGUCACUGGUAUUGACAAGUUAAAGAUGUCUGCAGUCUUGGGUGUUGUCAAAUUCUUUUCUGCUUACUUUGCUGCAUUUUUCCUUAUUGACAUCUUGGGUAGAAAAAGAUCACUUUACAUUGGGAUCUGCGGUCAAAUGUUGUGCUUGUUGUACUAUGCCAUCUUUUUGAAUUUAGUUCCAGAAGCCGCUGAGGGAGUUGCUAUAAAUGACCAUGCCAAGAGAGCUAGUACUGGUGCAUUAGCUGCUAUUUUUCUAAGUGGUACAUUUUGGACAAUUGGAUUCAAUUCAAUUCAGUAUUUGAUUGGCAAUGAAAUUUUCCCACUCGGAAUCAGAUCUUUUGCUCAAUCUAUAAUAAUGGUGUUACAUUUCGCUAAUCAAUAUGGAAAUUCCAAAGCAAUGCCAAAACUUAUGCUUGCUAUGCAUUCAUUUGGUGCAUUUUAUUUCUUUGUUGGUGUUUUAUGUGUGGCGUUGGUAUGGGCUUUCUUCCUUCCUGAAUUGAAAGGUAGAAGUUUGGAGUCAAUCGAGGAAGUGUUUACAUUGCCAUGGUAUGACUUGAGACGUUGUAAUAAAUUGGUUCCUGAUCAUUCACAAAUUCACAAGGUUAAAUACACCAAUAGCAGACGUAAUACCGGAUUUGAAAAUAUACAUUUUGAUUUAGAACAAAACAAGCAUAGUGUUGAAAUGAUUGAAAAUUCGGAAGCUACAAACACUAAUAAUGAUGCUAGGAGAAGCUCAGGGGAGGAAGAUGACGAGAAGAAGGGCCAAUGA
Messenger RNA from Lodderomyces orthopsilosis Co 90-125, 1515 nucleotides. Its product is annotated as Mlp1 protein. NCBI's taxonomy places the organism in Eukaryota, Fungi, Ascomycota, Pichiomycetes, Serinales, Debaryomycetaceae. The record is from RefSeq and is a predicted model, not a curated record. Bases 1 to 1515 code for a protein of 504 amino acids. Gene Ontology annotation, molecular function: carbohydrate:proton symporter activity. The transcript has a single exon. Gene Ontology annotation, biological process: carbohydrate transport; transmembrane transport. Gene Ontology annotation, cellular component: membrane.